AAAAGUAGUCAUUUUCAAAUUAAAAUUAGUACUUAAUGGAAAUUGAUCCGGAUAGCAAAGCUAGAAAACUUCGUUCUAGAAUAAUGGAACUAAACAGCCAGAAGAAUGAAUUAUAAUAGGAAAUAGAUGCAAAAGAAACAAGAAAUAAGUUUCUUGAGAGAGAACUCUCAGAUAGUUUAAAAAACUUAAAUAAUAUGACUUUAUAUGUUUCAAAACAAAUAGAGAUGAUGGAAGCAGAAGCUCCUUAAUAAGAGAUUUUGGAUAAGAAUCGAAUAAAAGAAUUUUUAAAAUAAAUAUCAAAGUAAGUAUUAGAGAAAUUUGGGUAUCACAUUGAUAAAUAUUUUCGAUAUUUAGAAGAAUGUGUUUCUGAUGAAUUUCCGGAAUAGAAUAAUGCAGAAAAUGAUAAUUAAUAUUAAACUCCACCUUUGACUUGUGCAAUAUAAGUAAAAUGUCCAAAAGCAUUAUUAUCAAAAGAGAUAAGACUUUAAGAUGACAACAUAGAUUACGUAACAGCAACAUUUCGUUAUUCAAAAAUAAACAGUUUUUAAGAUUUGAAAAAAGCAUGUUUAGUUUAUUGGAAUAUUUACAAUAUGGAAUAAGUAAGGAAAGAAAUGCAUUAUGAAAUGGGAUAGAGUAGUUGUUAUGAUUAAUAAACUAAAUCAAAAGUUAAUUAAUAACCAGAUUCUUAGAUAGCUGAAUAGAUAGAUGAAAUAAUAUAAAAAUAAUAGCAUGGAUUAGUAAGUCCAGGAUCAAUGUAGACAACAAAUAGAAAUUUAAUAUCUCCUUAAUCAGAAUAAAUAUAAGAAUGUGGAAACACAGAUUAAAUAAUGUUAGAGAAGUUUUGUAAUAGAUAUGAAAUAGUAAAUGAUAAUUAAGAGAAUAUAUAGAAUACAGAGUUAAUUGAGCGUUAUUAUAACAAAGUAUUAUCAGAUUAGAAUAUAUCAUAUCUGUGUGUGACAUUAAAAAAGAAAAAAGUAAGAACUCAUAGGAGAGGUUAAUAAUCUGAAUCUAGAUAAUCAAAUAAUACAAGUAAUGUAUAACCUGAAAGGAGUCAAAUAAGUCAUCCUCAUUAGAGUGCAAAUAUAACAUUUGAUGGUUCUAAAGUAAGUGAAGAUAAACCAUUAACUCAAAUAGAUGAGAAUGAAGAAGAAUAUGAUGAAUAAUAAGAUUAUGAUUAAUAAGAUCUUAAAAUUGGUUUAUUUAGAAAAUACAUCUCUUUUUUUAAUAGAUUUCCUUUGUUGAAAAAACAAUUUGUUAUUAAUGUAGAUAAACUCAAAAAAAGAGGAAAAAGUGCAGAAAAAAAUUAACUUGAAGAAUUGAAAGGUGAGAAAUUAGAUGAUAAUCAUAUUUGCAUUCUCUUUAUUCUUAUUAUACUAAUGAUCUUGAAUAUUCUAUUUUUAUACUUCUUAGAUAAUGGAGCAUAUAUGCAAUAACAUAUAAAGAAAAUAGAAAGUGCUUUAAAUGUUAAUAAAUUUCUUGCUAUUUCCUCUAUCACUGAAUUAUAAGACUAUUACAUUAACACUUAAGGUUUGAUGUAUCAAUUUACUUCCAAUAAUUCAGAUUUUAAGACAUCAUACGAAAUUAUUGGAGCAUUACGAUUUCGUUAAUUAAGAACUUAAUAUACUUAAUGUCCAAAUCCCAUUAGAACUGAUAAACUUCCUUAAGUUACUUGUAAUUACGAAAUCUAUAAUGAUUAAACAUUUUUCACUGAAUAAAUAGGAGAUGGUAAAAAACCUUGGAUGCUUUUUACAGAUUCUAAAUACGAUAGAAUUACAGAGGGACAAUUCAGUGAUUAUGAUUCAAGUGGAUAUAUUUAAGAUAUCAGAUCAAAUGAUUUAACUCCAAUUUAUUAUAUUCAUAAUGUCAUUGAAGGAAUGUUUAAACAUCCUUUUUAUUUUGGUGAAUCUAUUAUUGCCUAAAUCAUGACUAUGACCGUUCGGAGUAAAAAUGAUGGAAUGUUUAUUUUUAUUGAAUUUCUAGUUGAAGUUACUGGACUUGGAAUCUAUCCAAAAUAACCUAAUAUUUUACCAUUCUCACCAAAUAUUUUCGGAAAAGGCUCAUCUUCUCCUUAUUCAAUCUAUGCUGAAAUGCAUUCAGAAUCUCCAAAUAGUCCUAAUAAUAAAAAUGUCGGAUAUAUACUAUAUUUAAUAACAGUACUCAAAAUAAUAGUUGGUAUCGUUUACACAGUCUUUUAACUUAUCAAAAUGAAAGAUUCAUUUUCCUCUGGAAUUAAAUAUUUUAUUUCAGUUGUUUUCCUUGUGAAUUCCAUGUCAUUAAUACUUAACUUUUCAACGGCAGAUCAAGCAUUAUAAUUAUUCAAAUAAAAUAUUAGUGUUUAUGAUCUUGUUCAAAAAACUAGUUACAUUGAUUUAGGUGAUGUUGCAGACAGUUAUAAAAGUAUUCUUGUUAUGACUUCAUUGUGUAUUUGUGCUCAUUUAAUCAGAAUUUAUCUCAUGUUUAAUAUUUUUAAAAGUUUAGAAUAAGCAAUUGAAGCCAUCGAAUCUUAAUAUUUAUAAUUAUUAUCUAGCUUUACAUUACUUUUUCUUAUUUUAUCUGGCUUUGCUAUUAUCUUAACAUCUUAAAAAGGACCAUAUUUUGUUAACUAUAGUGUAUUUACAAGAUCUUUUGCUUAACUAAUUUUAAUGCUUUGUAAUAGUUCUAAUGUUGGAGAAUUUUAUGAUACAGAUCUAACAUUUUCUAUGCUUUUCAUGAUAUUCUUUUACUUUAUACUAUAUCAAUUUUUAUUUGGAAUCUUGGCAAUCAUAUAUAUUGAUUCAUAUAGAUAAGUUGUUAUUAGUUAAGGUUAACCUGAAUCUAAAAUUUUGAAAAAAAACAAUCUAAUGAAUUGGCUUUUUAAUUGGUUACCCAGUAGAAUAUAUUAAAAAAAAAUUCAAGAAUGA
Paramecium sonneborni is the source of this 2900-nucleotide messenger RNA. The record is from the annotation of a GenBank genome assembly. NCBI's taxonomy places the organism in Eukaryota, Ciliophora, Oligohymenophorea, Peniculida, Parameciidae.